Messenger RNA from Salmo salar (Atlantic salmon), 838 nucleotides. Its product is annotated as troponin C, skeletal muscle. NCBI's taxonomy places the organism in Eukaryota, Metazoa, Chordata, Actinopteri, Salmoniformes, Salmonidae. Gene Ontology annotation, molecular function: calcium ion binding. The record is from RefSeq and is a predicted model, not a curated record. Gene Ontology annotation, cellular component: myosin II complex.
GGAGAGGGGGGGAGUAUGAGUGAGGUGGAGGUUUUGUGGCAUUGCAAAGUAAGCAGCAAGACGAUUGGUUGAUGCUAGUCCAGGCGAAGGGCUUCUUGCCCAAUCCUGAUCAUAUUCAGACAAAAGUUACCUAGAUAAGGGGUACUUAUUGGGUAGUCAUAGUACUGUGUCUAUCAACGGUGUAUCAGAAAGCCACUCUAUCCCUGGACUUCCAGCUUUCUCUCUGUUGUCUGUUGCAGCGGAGACAGUCACCAUGCCUACUGAAACACAGAGUGAUGCCCGCUCCUUCCUGAGCGAGGAUAUGAUUGCCGAGUUCCAGGCUGCCUUCAACCUGUUCGACAGUGACGGUGGCGGUGACAUCAGCACCAGGGAGUUGGGUCAGGUGAUGAGGAUGUUGGGCCAGAACCCAACCAGAGAGGAGUUGGCCCUGAUCAUCGAGGAGGUCGAUGAGGAUGGUAGCGGCAGCAUCGACUUCGAGGAGUUCUUGGUCAUGAUGGUGAGGCUCCUGAAGGAGGACCAGGCCGGGAAGUCCGAGGAAGAGUUAUCAGAGGUCUUCCGUAUUUUCGACAAAAAUGGCGACGGUUUUAUUGACCGUGAGGAGUUAAAUGACAUCUUGGCCGCCACUGGAGAGCCAGUCACAGAGGAGGAAUGUACCGAGCUAAUGACAGACGCAGACCUAAACAAAGACAACAGGCUUGAUUUUGAUGAAUUUCUGAAAAUGAUGGAGAAUGUACAGUAACAAGACCAACAUUCCUUUGUGACCCUUUCCAUUUGUCACUUCUCCUGCUUGAAGAAAAGAACAACUGAAUGGAAAAUCAAAUACAAAAUUUAAGCCACA